This is a messenger RNA of Salmo salar (Atlantic salmon), 6003 nucleotides long. RefSeq names its product G protein-coupled receptor 185 b (gene gpr185b). Gene Ontology annotation, cellular component: membrane. Gene Ontology annotation, molecular function: G protein-coupled receptor activity. The record is from RefSeq and is a predicted model, not a curated record. NCBI's taxonomy places the organism in Eukaryota, Metazoa, Chordata, Actinopteri, Salmoniformes, Salmonidae. Gene Ontology annotation, biological process: G protein-coupled receptor signaling pathway.
GUCGUGUUCUUUAUGGAAACUGGAGAAACCGGAUUUCAUUAUCAAUAUUCAGUCCAUGAUUCACAGAACCCAUCGACACAGCGUGACCUUAGUGAGCUUCUGACGUCACCAAGGGAGAAUCGUCGUCAACGUGUCCAUGCAGAGAGUGGUGCGCAUAGUAGGCUAUGCACGGCUGGAGGAGAGCGGUAAGUGGCAGAGGUGGUUACACUGCUUACAGCGUUGAAGCAAUGCUAACGAAAGGAUAGCGUCAGAUGACUGCAGCGCGCUCCUCAAGUACUACUCUACAGAAAGGAAAAUCUAGAUUUUUAUUUCUUAUAUCCAGCGGCGUAAAAGAGGAAAAAGGACAUAAAAACUAUUAUGAUCCUCUCCCUAGCUGCAGCCAUGAGCAGUGGUGGCCUUCCCCAGAACACUACUUCCUCUGCAACCUUUAACCCCUCAUCCCUGGACCCCUGGCUUGACCCUUACCCUGACCUCCCUGGGGUCAACUCCUCCUCCGCAGUCCCCGUCCGCACCUCCACAUCUGACCUUGACCUACGACCUCUGACCUCACCCCAGGAUGUCAGCCCAUGGGACGUGGCAUUAUGUGUCACAGGAACCCUCAUCUCCUGUGAGAAUGCUCUGGUCAUUGCUGUCUUGUUCUACACGCCGACCCUUCGAGCUCCUAUGUUCAUUCUGAUUGGUUCGCUGGCGUUCGCCGACCUCCUGGCGGGUCUCGGACUCAUCCUAAACUUUGUCUUCAUCUAUCUGGUCAAGGGAGAGGUCGUGACCUUGAUUUCCACGGGGAUACUUAUUGUGGCGUUCUCUGCGUCCAUUUUGAAUAUCCUGGCGAUCACUGUGGACAGGUACCUGUCGCUGUACAACGCGUUGACCUAUCACACCGAACGGACUGUCCUCUUCACGUACCUGGUAAUAGGGCUCAUCUGGUUGGUCGGUCUGAUCCUUGGAGUCCUCCCUGCCCUCGGCUGGAACUGUCUAGACGACGAAACGACUUGUAGCGUCUGCCGACCAGUCACAAAAUCCAACGCUGUUGCACUCGCCAUCUUCUUCCUAUUGGUCUUCGCAGUCAUGAUGCAACUCUACCUACAGAUCUGUAGGAUUGCAUUCCGACAUGCUCAGCAAAUUGCAGUCCAACAUCAAUUCAUCGCUAUUUCCACGACCAAAGGAGUCCAGACACUCUCUGUGAUUCUCUGCGCUUUCGCUAUGUGUUGGUUGCCGUUCGCAAUGUAUUCUAUAGUGGCGGACUCGAGUUAUCCUAUAAUAUAUACAUACGCCACUGUGCUGCCGGCGGCGUGUAAUUCAGUUCUAAAUCCAAUUAUAUACGCUUUCAGGAACCCGGAUAUACAGAAGGGGUUGUGGUUGGCGUGCUGUGGGUGUGUCCCGUCAAAUUUGAGUCUCAGACCGAGGGCGAGGACCUCCAGUGAUGUAUAGGGAACCUGAACAUACAGAAAGCUUGAUUAACUGGCCCAGAGCGUGUGGAGGACGUUGCCAGGCCAGGCCAACGGCGAGAUGGGAAUGUCGAUCCCCGGAGAAGGGUUUCUGGCUGCGACCCUUCCAAUCUCUCCCUCCCACCAUACAUCCAGUGAUGUAGAGGUAGGGGUGUUUGGGUCGUCAGAGGAAGGGGAUCCCCCCUCCUCCCCCCUUUCUCUAGGGGUGUGUUGACGUCAAGGCAAGAUGGCACCCCUCCUCGAACCUCUGACGAUGUAUAGCUUUGGGGUGUGGUGAGGUCAAGGUUCAAAGGUGACCAACAAGGCAAGGUCGACCCCCUCUUAGGACCUCCAACCUCCAACAAUGUAUAGGUUUGGGGUACGGUGACGUCAGAACAGGGUGGCAAGGAGAAAUGUGACCCAGUCCACACCUUACCUGCCUAGGGCUGAGACCAGUGUUGGGUGGCGGGUGUGGCUCCCCCUAGUCAUGCGUUGAGGAGGCAUGGACUGGACUGAGAAGGUCUGGAAUGCAUUACCCUGGGCCUAGCCCUAACCAAGCCCACUGGAUAGAGAUGGUAGUAGUGGACUGUGACUGUGUGUGGGGCUAAGGUGAAACACUUAUAGGCCUCUACAAUGCUUCUAGCUCAGAAGGUGAGCAUGAGUAGUAGAGAGCCUAGUAGGAGUUGGUUGGAAGAUAAGGAGUCUUCAUAAACACAAGAUGAGCUAACUCAGUUAUGAUGAGCAAACUAGCCAACUAUGGUAAUGUGUGUUAGGUUAGGGUAGUACAACCUUGAGGUUUUCAGUGAGGUGUCAUUUGAGAGCUUCUUUAAAGCUAGACGCCUUAGUUGCUACAUCCAUUUUUGGACUUAACAAAUUACUGAUAUAUACCCAUUGGUUAUUGAAGAAUAGAACUUAUAAAUGCCUCAUGAGCAUGUAUCAACUGUCAUACAUUGUCAUUGUUUUAUUUAAGGAUUCUAGCUUUAAACUAUCCUGCUUAAACUGUCAUGCCCCAAGGAUCGUGUUGCAAAUGAUGACUAUAACCGGCAUUAGAGCACCAAAAACAAUUUAGAACCAAAAUAACUAGUUAGAACCAAGUCACAAGGCUACACAAACAAACAAACAAAGCCAAUAUGAAGUCUGAUUCAUGUUUAACCUUAAAGAAAAAACAUACAUUUUUAGAAAAGCCCAAACUUUUAAAACAUUCCCUUGUUUCCCAUUGCUAUCAACACAAAACAAACCAUUAAACAAACCUACAUUCAGGAGGUAUAAAAAUAGAAUAACAGUACUAGAAUUCCUAGAAAUCAAAAUGUUCUAUGGUUAUUAUCAUGGCGAGAAAUGCAUCUAAAACAUUCUAAACCCGUUUCAGCACCAUGGACUUCACCUAGCAAAUCAAGCCACUAUCACCAAGCACCGAGAUCUCAUUUCAGCACCAUGGAUAGCGACCGGGGAGCCAACGCUCAUAGUCCCUACUAGCCACUGAUGUAAGGUCAGUUUUGUGGUGUCCCAUUUAUUGGUUAAAGUUAGAAUUCAGGAAGUGUAAUCUGAUCCUCGAUCCCUGUCUAAGCCAAGGGAUAUUCUACCCUUGGAGCCAGCUAUUCAGACCAUUGUUUUCACACAGCCCAUAUGUUGUAGGGUUUAAUAAUGCAUUAUAAAACAGCCCUGGCGUUGAGAGAAAGAGGGAGCACAGGCCCAUGAUUUUUAGAUUAACAGGAUCUUCCCAGGCAGACAGAGAGAGAGAGAUGACAAUAUGUGUGUGUCACAGCCGACGGCUCAUGUUCGCAGAAGCUUUGGUCGGGUUCCGUAAUGACGUGAUGGGUUCUACCAUUCUAAAUGAUAGCAGAUGUAGAUGACCAGUGGAGAUAUGUUUGUCUGUCAUAUCUAUCAGUUAGCUUAUUAGAAUAGUGUGACAUGCAAUCAUAACAAUUAAUAUACAUCUGAAUGAAAUGUAUUAUUUGAUUAAUUUGAUAUCAUUAAUGGAGUUAAAUUUGAAUUUAAACUAGGCCUAUUGAAAACUUAGUAUAUGUAGGUUUAAAAGCCUUGAUUCAGGCAGACAAGUUAAACAAUAAUGAUUGAUCAACAUCCAUCUGUCAACUGACAAUGUAAACAGUAUAUUGAUUAUCCAUCAUGUCAGAUGAACAGACAUCGAUCCAAAUCCGAUAGGGUGUCUAUCAAUAAGAUGGUGAUGCAUGGACGACAGAGCACUAGACAACAACAGAACACCAGAACGUUUCCUGAAACACAAAACCAACAUUCUGUUACAUAGGCUCUAGGUUCCAUAUUCAUUAUGUUAUUGGCCUAUAUAUACACCCCUCAUUUCCCCUCUCCAUAUCUAGGUCUCUACACAAGUUUCAAAUCACAUGCUCCCUCUCGGCUCUGCAGCUCUGGAUGUCUGCAAUAGAGGGAAGCUGACGUGUCAUAGCCAGCCUCGGGAAGGUUCAAUGGCGCAGCGGGUUAAUAACGACCAAGAUACACUAUACAAGAUGUAACUCGCCUAGCCACGCUAGCUUCACCCUGAUGUGGGUGCUAACAAGCUAGCAAGCAUGCUCGGUAGUGCUAGGUAUCAACAGCCAUUGUCACACAAUCCAGUAGGUGCCGGAAGUUACAGUGAGCUGGAAGCGGGGUCACUCACGCCGCAAUGUGGCGGAGGAUUUGCAUCAAGUUUAGCUUUCCCCAUCUUUAGUCCCGCCCUGUGCUCAACGGUCCCCCGUUCACUCUUCUUCUCUUCACUUUUUCUGCAUUGAAAAUGGAAGCCAUUGUUACACCGCACGGUGCUGUCUCUAGUGCAUCCAGGUCAUAAGGUUUUGAUAGGUGAGGCGGUAGGAUAAUGUGAUCCGUGUUCACACAUCGAUAGUUUCUCUCACACACACGCACACACGCGCACGCACACACACGCACACACACACACACACACACACAUUAUACUGAGGUUAGUUUCUCAUGAAAGGGUAGCUUGUAGUUGUAGGCUAACCCACUGAUAUACAUAGGCCCUUAGUGAUGGUGAUAGCGGUGUGGUAAGAUUGUAGGUUAGUAAUACUGUGUCAUAAUACCUUGAAAUGGCUUCCUUUCAUUGUCGCCUUUCCUACACAACCUCGGAUAGGUGAAAGUCAAUGGAUUGGUGGUUAGUAAGGAGACGGAGAGGAAGCGAAUUAAGACUAUUAAGAUGUAGCCCAAACGGUAAAGAAACCAGAUGUCCUUUUCCCUCCAUGACUUCUGAUACUGGAGCUUAUGUGAAAAGACUUGCUACAUUAAGGUGAAGAGACAAGGAGAGGAAGCAAAUUAAUACUAUUAGGAUGUAGCCCCUAACUCCAAAUUAAACAGAAAUCGAGAUGACACUUUCUUAAAAGUCUUUCUGAUUAGCAAACAUGUGUGUUUGUCAUCUCACAACUACAAUUUUGCAACUGUAUCCACUGUACUGUAAAAACAACAACAAUUGUAAAAGACUACUGUGGCCUGUGAGAUGUGCCAGCCAUUGGGUCCAUCUAUAGGUCAAUGGAGAGCUGGCUGUCUUAUGAGGGUAAGAGUUUAGCCUAUAGAGCAUGGUGUUUAAAAAUUACUAAAUGAAGGCAAAUUGUACAGAAAGAUUUGUAUAUUGUCGAUGAGUCACCGUCACUAUUCAAGUGUAUUACACGAUUCAACGCUUUUACUAAAAAGAAAACGUAUCAAAACAAAUAACAAAAAUAUAACAAACAACUCUCAAAAUGGCACACAUACAGGACUAGAGAACUUCUUUAUAAAAUGAUAAUGGAAUUUUUCUACAUUGUAAAGUGGUGUUUUUUUUUAUAUUGUUUUCUAUUCAGCGGGAUUGACGACCAAAAACAAUCACAUGCUUUCGCGGUUAGCCUGUGUCCCAAAUGGCACCCUAUUCCUUAUAUAGUGCACUUUUGACCAGAGCUGUAUGGGCCCUGCAAAGUAGUGCACUGCUAGCUACAAUCGAGAGUGUUAACUGGACCUAAUGGCAGAGAGAAUCCAUUCAAAUCAAACUCUCACUACCUUAAACUUUCAACAAUCAAAAAGACAUAAAUAUUGGUUAGCAUAUAUCAACAAAAAACAAUUUUUGACCACCAUAUGACUGAUUAUAAAUCAAGAUAUGUAUUACCUGCUUGUGUCAGCCUUUAAAUGCACAAGACAACAGAUGUAUAUUGGGGUCUGCUGUAUACUCCUCUCUCUUGGGGUGUAUUAACUAAGAACUAAACAGAACCAAACGGAAGCAGAAGCAAACGGGGAGGGACCAACUUGAAUUUGUUUUUGUUGUAAGACAUUUUACGUUUGAAGUAAAACAUUUCAGUUGCAAAGCAUUUUGCUACCGUUUCUGACUAAUGAAUACACCCCUGGUCACUCUCUGAUGGAAACGUGUGUAACCACUGUGGUGAACACUCAAAACUGUGUUCUUAUGUGAGAUGCGUCCUCCGAUGUCAUUGAAUCCCAUUUGUGAAUAUACCACUCUGUCAUGCCUGUAGAACGGGGGUGGGACUACCUAGCACCGUAUGUGUGUGUGUGUGUGUGUGUGUGUGUGUCUGUCACCCCCUGGUUCAUAUUGCUAAUACUGUAUUGUAAUGUGAUGUAACAAAAAACAGACACU